CAAGUAGGGUUUACUCAAAUCUAUCAGCGCGAAAGAAAAAUUCGAUGACGAAGCCUAUGGAGCUCUGUGAGGAGAUUCAAUCUACGGCUCCUCUGAGGAAGCGCAAGGCCGCCGAGGAUUCUUCCGACGAAGAACAAGGCGGUGAUGGGGAGGAGAGCGACGUGUCUAGCCGCGAGGAGGGCCAAGAAUGGGAUGUGGAUAGUUUCGACGAUGGAUUCGAUUACAGACCCAAAAGGAACCUUGACCCCAACGAUGAGAUAGGUCAAAAGAUGCAUCGAUAUAGAUCUCAGAUGUACCGUAGCAAGGGUUUCGAAGUGGAUCGAGAAAACUACCCUGGGAGCGUGAUCUACCGACAACUAUAUCCAAUUUAUCUUGAUGAACCAUUUAGGAAUACUGGGCUUACAGGCAGGGCGUUCAUGCAGAACAUGGUGGAUUUGGCUCUGGAAAGGUACAACAGUGUCAAGGGAUCUACUGUGACUUGUGAAUAUAUUGUGAGGGCUAUAGUUUCCCUGGCGUCCGGAGUCAAAUCUUUCAUGGCUAGAGAGUCUCCGGAUGGAGAUCUGGUCGAGUAUCAAGCUAAGACUGAGAAGAGGGUUUGACAAAGGAAACCUCAUGUCAUAUUUUGCAGGCAAGCCCCAAAACCCAAAGAUCCCACGGAUGAUGAUUUUGUCUACACGGAUACUUCAAGUGAUGAUGUGGAUAGUGACGCAUCCAGCCGUGAUAGUGGCCAAGAAUGGGAUGUGGAUAGUUUAGACGACCAACCCGAAUACAAACUCCCAAAGGUGAAUAUUCCUUCCGAUGAUGAAGUUGAAAAAAUGCGCCUAUAUAGACCUCAGAUGAGAAAGAGCAAGGGUUUCUACGUGGAUGGAGAAUGCUACUCUGGGAGAAUGCUUUAUUUCUCUCCUGUUGAUCUUGAUAAGAACAUCGUGCCUUAUGAGGUUACAGGCCGUGAAUACAUGCAAAACAUGGUAGAUUUGGCUCUGGAAAGUUACAACAGUAUCAAGGGAUCAACUGUGACAUGUGAAUAUAUUGUGAGGGCUAAUAUGACUAAAGUGGGCGGGAUGAAAUCAUAUAUUACUUUCAUGGCUAGAGAGGUUCCGGGUGGAGAUCUUGUGGAGUAUCAAGCUAAGACAGAGAGGAGGGUUACUCAAAGGAAAGCUCAUGCCAUCUUUUGCAGGCCAAGUCCAAAAUCAAAUGGUGUACUAUAAUGGGAUAAAAUUGAUAAAUUUGCUACUAUAGUCGGAAUGGUGUGACUGCUGUUAUUAUUAGUCCAGUAAAAAAUGUUUUAGAUAAAUGCUAGUAUCGUUGUAUUACAAUUGCGAUACAA
Messenger RNA from Camelina sativa (false flax), 1327 nucleotides. RefSeq lists its product as uncharacterized. The record is from RefSeq and is a predicted model, not a curated record. Lineage: Eukaryota; Viridiplantae; Streptophyta; Magnoliopsida; Brassicales; Brassicaceae.